Acanthisitta chloris (rifleman) is the source of this 1555-nucleotide messenger RNA. RefSeq names its product atrial natriuretic peptide receptor 2-like. The transcript has 13 exons. Gene Ontology annotation, molecular function: ATP binding; natriuretic peptide receptor activity; guanylate cyclase activity. NCBI's taxonomy places the organism in Eukaryota, Metazoa, Chordata, Aves, Passeriformes, Acanthisittidae. Gene Ontology annotation, biological process: cGMP biosynthetic process; receptor guanylyl cyclase signaling pathway; protein phosphorylation. Gene Ontology annotation, cellular component: membrane. The record is from RefSeq and is a predicted model, not a curated record. The annotation marks the transcript as partial.
CCCUGGCAGCAGAGCCCGGGCCAGGACUCACGGUUGCGUGAGGCUUUCCAGAUGGUGCUUGUGAUCACCUACUAUGAGCCCCAAAACCCUGAGUACCAGCAUUUCCAAACCCAGCUCAUCCUGCGAGCUAAGCAGAAGUUUGGUGUGCAGCUCAACUACUCCCUGAUGAACCUGGUGGCGGGGUGUUUCUAUGACGGGAUGCUGCUGUAUGCCAUGGUGCUGAACGAGACCCUGCGCGAGGGCGGCUCCAAGAAAAAUGCCACCCACAUCAUCGAGAAGAUGCGGGACCGCAAGUUCCAGGGGGUGACGGGGCUGGUGAGCAUGGACAGCAACAAUGACCGGGACACUGACUUCAACCUGUGGGCCAUGGGUGACCCCAAGACUGAACAGUAUGAGGUGGUGGGACACUACUCAGGUGUGGAAAAGCAGAUCCACUGGCUGGGACGACCCAUCCCCUGGGUGAAGGGGGCUCCUCCCUUGGACAACCCUCCCUGUGUCUUUGAUGUGGAUGACCCCUCCUGCGAUAAGACCCCCCUUUCCAUGCUUGCCAUCGUGGCUUUGGGCACUGGCCUCACCUUCGUCAUGUUUGGCAUCUCCAGCUUCCUCAUCUUCAGGAAACUGAUGCUGGAGAAGGAGCUUGCCAGCAUGCUGUGGAGGAUCCGCUGGGAUGAGCUGCAAUUUGGGAGUCCUGAGCGGUACCACAAAGCAGCAGGCAGCCGGCUCACCUUGUCCCUGCGUGGUUCCAGCUAUGGCUCCCUGAUGACCACCCAUGGCAAGUACCAGAUCUUCGCCAACACUGGGCACUUCAAGGUCAGUGCAGCAGCAGCAGGCCAUUGUCUCUGACCUCAAAACCACCUUGGCUCCUCUUACUUACACCUGCAGAUGCGAGACAUCCAGUUCAACCACCUGACUCGCUUCAUCGGGGCAUGCAUCGAUCCCCCUAACAUCUGCAUCAUCACUGAGUACUGCCCACGGGGCAGCCUGCAGGAUGUCCUGGAGAAUGAGAGCAUCAACCUGGACUGGAUGUUUCGCUACUCCCUCAUCAAUGACAUUGUCAAGGGAAUGGCCUUCCUGCACAACAGCAUCAUUGGCCACCACGGCAGCCUCAAGUCAUCCAACUGCGUGGUGGACAGCCGCUUUGUGCUGAAGAUCACUGACUAUGGACUAGCUAGCUUCCGCUCACCCUGUGACAGCGAGGACACGCAUGCACUCUAUGCCAAAAAGCUCUGGACAGCACCGGAGCUGCUGCAGAAGGGACACCUGCCCAGUCCGGGUAUGCAGAAAGCUGAUGUCUACAGCUUCGGCAUCAUUGUGCAGGAGGUCGCUCUGCGCAACGGCCCCUUUUACAUCGAGGGCAUGGACCUAAGCCCCAAAGAGAUCGUGCAGAAGGUGCGUAACAGCCAGAAGCCCUUCUUCCGCCCCUCCAUCGACAUUGGGGUGCACAGUGAGGAGCUGGCAGUGCUGAUGGAGCGUUGCUGGGCGCAGGAGCCAGCUGAGCGCCCCGACUUCAGCCAAAUCAAGAUCUUCAUCCGUAGAUUCAACAAGUGGGUGGUUG